Acaulospora morrowiae is the source of this 755-nucleotide messenger RNA. NCBI's taxonomy places the organism in Eukaryota, Fungi, Glomeromycota, Glomeromycetes, Diversisporales, Acaulosporaceae. The record is from the annotation of a GenBank genome assembly.
GAGAAGACGUUACAUUUUAUUCAUUUCUCAAUGUUGAGUCUUCAGCCACUGAAAAAGAAAUUGCAAGGGCAUACAGGAAACUUUCUUUGGCUUUGCAUCCCGAUAAAAACCCCGAUGCAAAUAGUAAAGAAAGGUUCGCACUAUUAGGGUCUAUUGCAUCAAUAUUACGUAAUCAGGAAUCCCGAGAACGCUAUAAUUUCUUUUACAAAAACGGCGUACCAAAAUGGCGCGGAACCGGUUGGUACUACAAACGUUAUCGACCAGGUCUUACCGGGGUUCUUAUUGGUCUAUUUGUGCUGUGCUCGUUCUUGCAUUAUGUUGUGAUGUGGAUAAACUUCUAUCAAGAAAAAAAGAGAAUGCGCUUUUUCAUUCAAGAGGCAAGGGAAAUCGCUUGGGGUAAACGAAUGAAAAAGCAAAAUGCCAGGAAGAGAGUUAAUGUGAACGACAAACAAUUCAUUGUGGAUGGUGAUAAUGUCGCAUUUCUCACUGACGAAGGGGAGGAGUUUUUGUUGGGCGAAGAUAAGGUCGCCAAACCAUGUUUCAGAGAUCUGUUCCCGGUAUUGAUUUGUAAGACAACCCUAGAGAAAAUUUUAACCUUGUUAAGACUUAAGAGUAAAUCUAUCAACGGAAUGGAAAUUCCUAUUGACGGCAAAGAACCAUUCUCCAGUGACGAUGAACGUAGCGAGGCGGGUGAUCAUCCAAAGGGCAAAGCACGUCGGCGUAAAUUAGAUAGAAAAGCAAAGUCAAAUAUAUAA